This is a messenger RNA of Scaptodrosophila lebanonensis, 2230 nucleotides long. Its product is annotated as venom dipeptidyl peptidase 4-like. Gene Ontology annotation, biological process: proteolysis. The transcript has 8 exons. The record is from RefSeq and is a predicted model, not a curated record. Lineage: Eukaryota; Metazoa; Arthropoda; Insecta; Diptera; Drosophilidae. Bases 1 to 2151 code for a protein of 716 amino acids. Gene Ontology annotation, molecular function: dipeptidyl-peptidase activity; serine-type peptidase activity.
AUGGCUUUUCAACUAUUAGCAUUGGUUUCAAUUAUUUUCGGGCCUAUUGGAUUUACAGAGGCCUCCAACGAACCUUCAAAAACACCUUGGGAACUUGAGGAAAUUACUACAGCGGACCAACUCAAGUACUCACUUUUCAUAACUGGCAAAUGGUUGACAGCUGAGAAAUUCUAUUAUGCAACCAAUAGUAGUGAUCUGGAAUUGUACAAUGUCCGCACGCAGAAGACAAAAGUACUUCUAAGUAGAGAGGAGUUGGGAAAAUAUUACAAAAGCGAACCGAUUAUCGAUUUAAGUGCAGAUGAAAAGGAACUUUUUAUAUCGUCUAGUUAUCCGUCGAAUUACACUCUCCUCAACAUUGAAGGCGCAAGUGCAAAAGUUCUAUAUAGUAAUAUCACCAGUUAUAGCCAAGAGAACCGAUUAAUUUUCACCUCUAAUAGGACCCUCUGUUUGAGACUUGAAAACGUUAACUUAAAAUGCUUAACACCCCCUGAGUCUACCGAAUUUGUAAACCAUAUACCUUCGCCAGAUGGAACUAAAGUUGCCGUCACUAUCCAGGACGAAAGUCGAGUAAAGUUCCACAAAUUGUUACUGUAUGGCGAUAUAGAUGGCUUUUCCAAUCAGUAUGUAAAAGAAAAGGACAUCAAAUAUGCUAAGAUAGGCGCCGAAAAAGGAACACAAUAUCUCCAAAUAUAUGACUUAAGAAAUCCCGCUCUAGAGCAAGUGAGCGUCAAGGCUCCUGAAGAUAUAGUCGGACCAGAUAGCUAUUUGGAUAGAUAUCUUUGGUUAAAUCAUACUCACUUGCUGGUUAUAUGGCUAAAUCGACGCCAAAACGUGUCCACAUUUCAAGUUUGCGCCACUAGUGGUGUUUGUCAAGAGGUCAAGCGUUUGCAAGAAUUAAACGGCUGGGUUGAGGGAGUAAACUCCUAUGAUCAUGGCACAAAUAUAGAAGUUGUCAACAGCGGGAGAAAUUGUAUUUUCCUUUACUGGAUCGACGAUUGGUAUCAGAUAUGGAACAUGGAUCUGGAGACUGGUAAAAAUAUAUGGCAAAGCAGAGGCAACUUUACCGUCCUUAAGAUCUAUGGAUAUGAUGAAAAAAAUGACAAGAUUUAUUAUCAAGCCACAAGGCCGAACGAUCCUGCAGUCGCCCAUAUCUUUAGCAACGAUGAGUGCCUCACCUGUGAAUUGCGUGAUGAGGAAGGAACUGUCUGUGAACAUGCCGAUGCCUCAUUUAAUGACGACUUUUCGCUCUUUGCAGCAUUCUGUCGGGGACCUAGUGUACCAUAUUCCAUUAUUUUGGAAACCAAUGCGAGGAGGGUACUACGUGUCAUUGAAAAGUUCAGUGAUAUACGCCUACAAGUGGCCAACAAACUUCAGCCCAUUAGCAAGUACAUGAAUGUUACCUUGGCCGAUGGCAGCUCUGGCUAUGCCAAGCUCCAGUUACCUCCAAAUUUUUCUGAAACCAAGAAGUAUCCGCUUCUGGUUUACGUUUAUGGUGGGCCGCAUACUACAGUGGUUUCCAAGCAAUUUAAAAUUGAAUUUCAACAUUAUAUGACAACCAAACAUAAUGUCAUUUGGGCCUACAUCGAUGGACGGGGUACUCCCAAUAAGGGUAGAAGCCUACAAUUUUCUGUUAACAAUCACUUGGGAGACUUUGAAGUGCAGGAUCAACUGCAUGUAACGCAUUGGUUUCAGGAAAACCUACCCUAUGUAGAUAGCAAACGGACAGGUAUUUGGGGACACAGCUAUGGAGGCUAUAUGGUUAUCAAAAUUCUGCAAGCUGAUGAUAAGGGAGUCUUCCAAUGCGGCGCAGCCGGAGCACCCGUUACAACAUGGACUCUGUAUAAAAACUGGUAUGGAGAAAGAUAUAUGGGCCUGCUGGACACAGUGGAGCAAUUAAGGGAUUUCAACAGAAGCAGCACUCUAAAUGAUAUUGAAAAUCUCCGAUCGCACCAGCUAUUACUGAUGCAUGGGACAGCCGAUGACAAUGUUCCCAUUGAACAUACGCAUGUAUUGGCCAAAAAGUUACAAGAUGCGAAUAUACUCUUUGAUGAAAUGAUUUUUGUUGAUGCCGACCAUCAUUUCUCGUACAUCUAUAGCUUUAAGCUAAUGGAGCGUUUCUUUACAAGAUGCUUGAAACUAUCUGAAUUAUAAAGAAAACAUAAUAAAAAUUAAAUAAGAAGAAGUGAAAAUAAGACACGAGAUAUCUUCAUUCAAAAUUUAAUACACUUUC